AUGUGGUUCAAAGAAAAUGCUGACGAGUUCGAGUUCAUUUAUGAGGCAACUGAGCAGGAAAAAAAAGGUGAAAAUCAAUGUCAAAGAGAUGGAAUGGUGGAAAUGGUGAAAAUUGGAAACAAAUGGAGGGAUAACAAAUGGGUUCAUGAUUUAGAGAGCACCUUCAGUGUAAAUAUUUUUAAUGGACCGUCUGUUUUUAGACGUGAAAACUAUACACUGAAGGUGCUCCACCACAGUGAAAAAAAGAAGAACAAAAACAAAAAAACGAAGCAAAAAUUGUACUUCUUAUCAAUUAUUCAAGGAUCCAUUGAAUCAGAUAAUCAACAACAACCAGCUCAAAGGACCGAACAAUCCUCCAUUGAUGCAAGUUCCCCUUUGUACAUGCAUCCAUUGGAGAGUGCAGGUGCGAUGCUAGUUCCAGUCCAAUUCAAUGGGAUUGGCUACAGAUCUUGGAGAAGAGGCGUAUUAAGAGCCCUAUCUGUGAAAAACAAACUAGGUUUUAUCAAUGGUGAAUGUAAGAAACCAGAAUUCGCGUCUCCUCAACAUCGACAAUGGGAGAGAUGCGAUGAUAUUGUCACCUCAUGGAUUCUAAAUUCACUUUCGAAAGAAAUUGCGGAUAGUGUUGAAUAUGUGAAUGAUUCUACUGAACUGUGGAAGGAAUUGGAUGAUCGGUAUGAUUAG
Lycium barbarum (goji berry) is the source of this 681-nucleotide messenger RNA. RefSeq lists its product as uncharacterized. The transcript is spliced from 4 exons. Lineage: Eukaryota; Viridiplantae; Streptophyta; Magnoliopsida; Solanales; Solanaceae. The record is from RefSeq and is a predicted model, not a curated record. Bases 1 to 681 code for a protein of 226 amino acids.